Sorex araneus (European shrew) is the source of this 2383-nucleotide messenger RNA. RefSeq names its product dihydrouridine synthase 4 like (gene DUS4L). Bases 734 to 1687 code for a protein of 317 amino acids. Gene Ontology annotation, molecular function: flavin adenine dinucleotide binding; tRNA dihydrouridine synthase activity. The transcript is spliced from 6 exons. Lineage: Eukaryota; Metazoa; Chordata; Mammalia; Eulipotyphla; Soricidae. Gene Ontology annotation, biological process: tRNA processing. The record is from RefSeq and is a predicted model, not a curated record.
AGUCAUUCCUGCCUCUACACUCAGAAAUUUAUUCAUGGCUGUGCUCAGGGGACCUUGAGGGAUGCCAGGAAUUGAACCUGGGUCAGCUGCAUGCAAGGCAAGUGCCCUACCUACUGUACAAUUGCUCUGGCCUCUGUUUAAUUUUUAAAAUAAUGAUUAAGGUCUUUCCUUCUGAUUCACAAGUACAAAGAAUAGAGCUUGGAAAUACGGUUAAGCAUUAAACAUUCAGGUAAAUAUCGUAAAACAUGAUACUUCAAAUUACAUUAAUGCCAUUAACUGUUACAUAAAAUAGGAUACUUCCAAUUGUCAGAAAUUUACAGUAUUAUAUAUGAAAUUAUUCAAAUGGAAUUUCUUUACUAUCAAUACCAAACGGAAGUAACGAAAAUUUUAAAAACAUGCAAAAUAACAUGAUAUGCUAGGAGGAAACCUUAACCAUUUUCCAUAAUCUUAAGCAUACAUCAGUUAAGAGGAACAGGAAAUGUUAAUGUAAAAGUUUGAACCUAAGUAUAAUUUCUACAUACUAUUACAGUUACGUAAGGACUGUCAGUAACUUAGGCAAUGUUCUGUAGUGUCCUAUUCAAUAGAAGCUGAAAAGAUGCCUAAGCCCAUAGGCCUGAUAAAAUUUGUGUUCUUGGCAAGAGAUGGCUAAAAUACUGGGAAUUCAUGUAGUGAAAAAUAUCUUUUCUCUAAGCAAACUGAUUGUUGUUUUCAGAUUUGAAAUCAAUCUAUAUUCAUGGAGAGUGAUUAUAUUCAAACCACAAUAUGUCAAGAAAGAAAAAAAGACCCAGUAGAAAUGUUUCAUUCUGGACAGCUGGUAAAAGUCUGUGCCCCAAUGGUUCGAUACUCAAAGUUGGCUUUUAGAACUCUGGUAAGAAAAUACAGUUGUGAUCUGUGCUACACACCAAUGAUAGUUGCUGCUGAUUUCGUCAGAUCUAUAAAAGCCAGAGACAGUGAAUUUACCACUAAUCAAGGUGAUUGUCCACUGAUUGUUCAGUUUGCAGCUAAUGAUGCAGGACUUUUAUCUGAGGCUGCUCGUAUAGUCUGUCCUUAUGCAAAUGGAAUAGACAUAAACUGUGGUUGCCCUCAGAGGUGGGCAAUGACAGAAGGUUAUGGAGCUUGCUUAAUAAACAAGCCAGAGCUUAUUCGUGACAUGGUAAAACAAGUAAGAAAUCAAGUGGAAAAUCCUGGAUUUUCUGUAUCUAUUAAAAUAAGGAUCCAUGAUGAUCUUAGAAGAACUAUAGAUCUCUGUCGAAAGGCUGAAGCAACAGGAGUUUCCUGGAUUGCAGUUCAUGGGAGAACUGUUGAAGAAAGACAUCAACCAGUUCACUAUGAGGCCAUUAAAAUAAUUAAGGAAAACAUGACUAUACCUGUAAUUGCUAAUGGGGACAUCAGAAGCUUAAAAGAAGCAGAAAAUGUCUGCCAUAUUACUGGGACAGAUGGUGUGAUGGUUGCAAGAGGACUCUUAACAAACCCUGCCAUGUUUGCUGGAUAUGUGGAAACCCCUCUGACAUGUGUCUGGGACUGGGUUGACAUUGCUCUUGAACUUGGAACUCCUUUUAUGUGUUUUCAUCAACAUUUAAUGUACAUGAUGGAAAAAAUAACUUCAAAGCAGGAAAAAAGAGUUUUUAAUGCUUUAUCAAGCACAUCGGCAGUCUUAGAUUAUCUUACAGACCAUUAUAAGAUUUGACUAGGCUUUCUAUAUUAUUUUAACCUACUUCAUCUUAUACCAACAGUGAAAACACACUGGUCACAUUUUGGUUUUUACUUUAAAUCAGUGACUUUCAAAUAAGCCUUUGGCUACAUCUUUAGAGUCUGAUUUUAUAAAGAUUUGGAUGGCCCUGUAAUUUACAAUAUUACAGGGUUCAAAUGGUUCAAAUAUUUCCAUUAUAUUAGGUUCAAACUGUGACAGAAGCUACUCUGAGUGCUAAUAUGGAUUUAUUUUUUAAUGUGAUGCUUUUCAUAAAGGAAUCAUGUUUUUAUUGUUUUUUUUUAUAAAUUUUUUAAUAUAAAAGUGACUAACCUAUAAGCUAACCUGGUUUGCUUUUAAGCAAAUGCUAACAGCUAUGUAAAAUAAGGAGGAAUAAGAAGUUCUGUAUAGGAUUGUAUUCCCAGCUUACAUUAAAAAUCUAAUUGGAAAAUCAAACUGUUAUUUCCUAAAUGAAUUAUACUCUUCACAGGUUGUUUUCAUUUAUGUAUAACUGAAGUUUGUGACUGAGUUUUAAUUCAACAUCACAUUUUAUAUAAUUUAAAACUGAAAGUCAAUGAAACUUAAGUUACAUUAGAUUCGCAUUUUAAUAUACGUAGAUCCUUUGAACAUAUGAGUCUUAACUAAUAUGACUUUUAAUGUGAUCAUUAUUUCAGUCCCUCACGAUCUCAGGUAUAA